Hippocampus comes (tiger tail seahorse) is the source of this 9608-nucleotide messenger RNA. RefSeq names its product utrophin (gene utrn). Gene Ontology annotation, cellular component: plasma membrane. The coding region runs from base 180 to 9506 and encodes 3108 amino acids. The transcript is spliced from 67 exons. Lineage: Eukaryota; Metazoa; Chordata; Actinopteri; Syngnathiformes; Syngnathidae. The record is from RefSeq and is a predicted model, not a curated record. Gene Ontology annotation, molecular function: protein binding. Gene Ontology annotation, biological process: synaptic signaling.
CGCUGGAUUGUAUGCAUCUCUGUGAAAAAUGAUUCCCCCUCGCUGAUGUAUGUGUCAAUGUUACGAAAAGAUGUGAUUUGAGUGGGUUUUGUGCAAAUGUUGAAUAUUGACUUGACGCUUGCAGGUGCAGCGUUGCCUUGAAGAAGCAAAGCCACGCUCGCCGGGCUUGAUUUGCAACCAUGGCAUCACUCGGCGACUUUGCGGAAGGCGGAGCCAACGAGGAGUUCAGUGACAUCAUCAAGUCGCGAUCAGAUGAACAUGACUUGGUGCAGAAGAAAACAUUCACCAAGUGGAUAAAUGCACAGUUCUCAAAGGAGGGUAAAACAGCCAUCAAGGACAUGUUCUCCGACCUGAGGGAUGGGAGGAAGCUGCUUGACCUGUUGGAGGGCCUCACUGGACACGUCCUGACCAAAGAGCGAGGCUCCACCAGAGUACACGCGCUCAACAACGUCAACAAAGUGCUUCAAGUUCUGCAUCAGAACAAUGUGGAUCUGGUAAAUAUUGGCGGAACCGACAUUGUUGAUGGGAACCACAAGCUCACUUUGGGACUCAUCUGGAGCAUUAUUCUUCACUGGCAGGUGAAAGACAUCAUGAAAGAUGUCAUGUCCAGCCUGCAGCAGACGAACAGCGAGAAGAUCUUGCUGAGCUGGGUACGCCAGUCCACCCGCGCUUACCCGGAGGUCAACGUGCUGAACUUCACCACCAGCUGGGCCGACGGUCUGGCUCUUAACGCCAUCCUGCACCACUUCAGGCCAAAUGCAUUCAGUUGGGAUGGUGUUGUCCAAAUGAGGCCUGUUGAGCGUCUGGAGCAUGCCUUCACUGUAGCCAAAGACCAGCUGGCUAUCGAGAGGCUACUGGAUCCUGAAGACGUGGCUGUGCAGUUACCAGAUAAGAAAUCCAUCCUCCUGUACGUGACGUCGCUGUUCGCGGCGCUACCCAAAGACGUCAACAUGGAGUCCAUCCGAGAAGUGGAGACGCUGCCGCGCAGAUUCAAAGUGGAGGCCGAAGAUUCGUGUCCGGGCCUCAGUGCACAGCUGAGGGACUCUGGCAGCAACCCCCGGCCAGAGACCCCUGACACCCUGUCGGAGCUCGAAGGGGAGAUGGAGGGCGGCAUGCUGGAAGCCGACUUAGACACCUACCAGACCACCCUGGAGGAGGUCUUGACCUGGCUGCUGUCAGCCGAGGAUACCCUGCAGAUCCAGGACGAGGUGUUGGAUGACGUGGAGGGUGUCAAAGAGCAAUUUCACACGCACGAGGACUUCAUGAUGGAGCUGACGGCUCACCAGAGCAGCGUGGGCAACGUCCUGCAAGCCGGCAAUCAACUCAUCGCCCAGGGCAGCUUGUCAGAAGAGGUGGAAGAUGAAAUACGGGAGCAGAUGAGCCUGCUGAAUUCCCGCUGGGAGAGCCUACGCGUAGCCAGCAUGGACCGCCAAGCCAGGCUCCACGAAGUCCUGAUGGAGCUCCAGCAGCAGCAACUCCAGCAGCUUUCUGAUUGGCUGACGCGCACAGAAGACCGCAUCAGAAAGAUCGAGACCGAGAGGCCGGCAAAAGACAUUGACGACUAUAAGCAACGAAUCGAGCAGCAUAAAGAGCUUCAGAAUGACCUGGAGGCUGAGCAGGUGAAGGUCAACUCCUUAACGCACAUGGUGGUGGUUGUGGAUGAGAACAGUGGCGAGAGCGCCACUGCCGCCCUGGAAGAGCAGCUCCAAUCUUUGGGCGAACGCUGGGCAGCCGUUUGUCGCUGGACAGAGGAGAGGUGGCACAAGUUACAGGAAGUCUUCCUGGUGUGGCAGCAGCUGGUGUCGGAUCAGAGUUUAUUCAGAGCAUGGUUGGAAGAAAGAGAAGAGGCCUUGAGUGAAGUGCAGAGAAGCAGUUUUAAGAAUCCGAGCGAAAUCAACGCAAAAGCGCGGCAAUUAGCUAUUCUCAAAGAGGAUAUGGAAAAGAAGAAGAGGACCCUCGACCAACUUUCCGACGCGGGCCGGGAUGUGAUGUCGUUAAUACGGAGCGGCGAGGCCGCCGCUACCAUUGAGGCGGACGCUGAAGAUUUGGCCCAUCGAUGGGACAAGCUGGUGCAAAGGCUGGAGGACUGCUCCUUCCAGGUGAUGGAAGCUGUGACUGAUGCCGGGAUGACUCAGGUAGAUGAAACGGUCGUCAUGACGACAAUCGCCGCCGGUAAUUCGGCCACCGACCAGGAACUCGCCCCUCCCGCUCCUCCCAAGAAACGACUGGUGGAGACGGACAUUGAAGUCAGGAGGGCGUAUGAAAAUAAACUUUCCGACCAUCUGAGCUGGAUCAAAAAUUGGAAGGCGGCCGCGCAAACGAUAGCCUCCGCGCAACCGGACACGGCAACCGAUCCGCAGGAUGUGCAGGAAAAGCUCAAGGCUCACGAGGUGGAACUCCAAGCAAAGGAGGCUGUCAUCGGUCAAGUGAUCCAGGAAGGUCAAGGCUUGAUGGAGCAAUUGGAGAGAGAGGGCGUGCAAACGGACUCCGUGCGGGCGGACGUAGAUCUGAUCCAGACCGAAUUGGAUGCAUGCGCGAAGGAGCUGCAGGCGACCCGCGACAGAGUGGACGCCCAGACUCGAUUGAAGGCGCUGUCGGCUGAGCUCGCAGGACUGGAUCGGGCCUUGGAUGAACUGGAUGGAUGGCUGGACUCCACUUGCGCCGUUGAAAAGUGUGACAGCAACCAACUCAGGAGCCUGGGUGAAGAAUGUCAGUCCCGACUGGUCCCUCUCAGUGCAUUGGGUACACAGUUGGAACAGAUUCGUGCAGAUGUGGAGUCGCUGCCUUCUUUAAAAGAAAACGCCAUGGGGGUGUCGGCACAUCACGCCUCCGCUUUAAAGCGACUCGAGGGCAAACAGCAGGAGGCCAGCCAAGUUCUGGAAGCCAUCAAGGCUCGAUCUCUUCUGGUGGAGGGGCUGGAGACCAGGCUGGCCGCACUGAGACGAGGAGUCAGCGACGUUGCAACCGCUGAGGCGGCGGUGCAGCGAGCACAGGGUUUGUGUCUGGAUAUUGAACAAACACAGAAAGCCUCCCAUCCUGCUGAACAGCAAAGAUGGACUCAGCUAUCCACCAAGGCCCGGGAGGAGUUGGCAACACUCAAGUGCAUCCUGGGAAGCAUGAAGGAUAAUCAGGUGCGGAUGGCGGAGGUUGAACGCUGGUUGGAGGCGGUUCAGGAGCUUUUGUCCCGAGAUGCGACAAGGUCGACUGACACACACAGCUUACAGGAAGAAUUGAGUCACUGCAAGGAUUAUGUGAACGAGAUGGAGUCCGUGCAGGGUGCGUUGAAGCAGAUGGACGAGAACGUCAGCGCCGUGCAGGCGGCUGCGGUGCCAGGGCUGGCCAAGUGGGGGCAGCAUAUGGUGGGAGAGUUCAGAAGUCGAUUGGAAUCACUUUCGAAACAGUUGCUGAGCCAGCAGGAUCGUUUAUUAGAAAGUCAGGAGAAGCAGGUGAACCUGAAGAAAGACUUGGCGGAGAUGCAGGAGUGGAUCGCUCAAGUGGAUGAGGAGUUCUUAAUGAGGGACUUUGAGUAUAUGAGUCCGGAGGAGCUCGAGACGGCGCUGGAUGAAAUGAAGAGGGCUAAAGAGGACGUGCUACAGAAGGAGGUGAAAGUGAAGAUCCUGAAAGACAGCAUCAACAUGUUGGUAUCCAAGACGGCACCCCCUGGUGGUGUUGGAGCCGGAGGAAGUGGUGGGCAGGGUCUGACAGCACAACUGGAGGGCGUUCUGGGGAAUUACCAGAAGCUCUGCGACCGCCUCAAGAGCAAGUGCCACACCCUGGAGGAGGUGUGGUCGUGUUGGAUGGAGCUGAUGCAGUUCUUGGACAUUGAGCAAACCUGGCUCAACACCUUGGAGGAGAAGGUCCAAGCCACGGAAAGUCUACCAGAGAGCACAGAGGUGGUUCAUGAAGCACUCGAGAGCUUGGAGGGCGUGCUCCGUCAUCCGGCGGACAACCGGACGCAAAUCCGAGAGCUUGGUCAGACGCUGAUCGAUGGCGGCAUCCUGGAUGAGCUCAUCGGUGAGAAACUCCAGGCCUUCAAUUCCCGCUAUGAGCAACUAAACCAACAGGCUGUCAACAGACAGACGGGCCUGGAGCAGCAGCUCGCCACACUGAAGGAGAAUGAUGAGGCACUCCAAACCCUCCAGGAGUCUCUUUCUCAACUGGACCGCACACUCACCUCCUACCUGACCGACCGCAUCGACGCCUUCCAGCUUCCGCACGAGGCACAGGACAUUGGUGCUGAGAUUGCGACCCAUGAAGUGACGGUGGAGGAGAUGCGAAGGAGGAACGUGGCCAACUUGCCGCCACCGGUCACGGAUGGCAAAGCUGCCAAAGGUGGCACCAUGCUGGAUCAACUUCAGAGAAAACUUCGAGAGAUAUCCACAAAGUACCAGCUGUUCCAGAAGCCUGCUAACUUUGAGCAGCGCAUGUUGGACUGCAAGAAGGUUCUCGACGGAGCCAAGGCCGAGCUGCACGUUCUGGAUGUCAGGGAUUUGGAGCCGGAGAAGAUCCAGUCCCAUCUCAACGGCUGCAUGAAACUGUACAAGCUGCUGAGUGAGGUGAAACUGGAGGUGGAGACGGUGAUAAAAACGGGUCGGCAGAUUGUGCAGAAACAACAGACGGAGAACCCCAAGGCCAUGGACGAGCAGCUGACCGCUCUCAAACUGCUUUACAAUGACCUGGGGGCGCAGGUAACAGAGGGCAAGCAAGACUUGGAAAAAGCCUUGUCUCUGUCGCAGAAGUUCCACAAGGAAAGCGCCGCCCUCCAAGAGUGGCUGACCACCAGCGAGGCUGCACUCCAGCAGAAGAACAACAGCGGUGACAUGCCGGCAGACAUCGAUGCUGAGAUUGGCUGGGCGAAUGGCCUUUUGAAGGAGUCUGAACGCCGCCAGCAGGAGCUGUCCAGUUUGAUGGAGACAAGCAGCGGGCUGCAGACGCUGGUGGAGGGCAGCGAGACACAGCUGGAGGACAAACUCUGCGGCCUGAAUGAGUCCUGGAACCAAGUCCACACGUGGAUCGAGGACUGGCUCAGUGCUGUGCUGAGCCACCAGAGCGAGGUGGAAAUUCUUGACGAGAACCUGGCUCACAUCAGCACGUGGCUCUACCAGACUCAGAUUCACCUGGACGAGGCGGAACGGCUAGAGUCGGCCGAGCGGGAGAAGGUGGUCAAGAACAUGCUGGAGGAGUUGGAGGACGUCGGGAUGCGCGUGGACAACGUGAGGGACCAGGCUGUCAUCCUGAUGACCAGCCGGGGAACCGCCUGCCGAGACGUGGUGGAGCCCAAACUGGCCGAGCUCAACUGCAACUUUGACAAAGUCUCGCAGCACAUCAAAACUGCUCAGAUGAUGACCAGUUUGGAGUCGGGAGGCGUGGACAUAAAGCAGGAAGCACCUCAGCAGCACGUACUUCAGAACCUGGAGACCUCGGUGGAAACUCAGACUGAAGCUCCGCUACCCAGCGAGAUGCAGGAAUUCCAGGCCGAGCUGCAGGACAUACUCAGGACUCUGCAGCAGGACUCUGCAAACAUCCCCGACGAUGACAAGCUGGAUGAGGAAAAAGCCAGUGUCGAAAACCUGCUGAGACGAGGAGAAGAUCUGCUUCAGCAGACGUCAGACGAGGUCCAGAGGGAAGAACUGAGGAUCUUGCUGCUUCGACUCCAGAACCAGUACUCUUCACACAGGGAGCUCAGGGUGCUGAGAAGCAGGCAGCUCGUCGUCGAUUCGUCUUCCCACAUGAUCACGCAGCAGAUAAGAGACAUGCCGCCUCAGGACGUCCAGUUGGUGGCGGAUCGCGGCCGCGUUUCCUCGCAGAGCCCGUCAAGCUUCCUGCUGGACAUCAACAAAGUGCUGUUGGCCAUGGCCGACAACGAGCUGCUGCUCAACUCCUCCGAGCUCAGCGGGGGGCUCUACGAAGACUUCUCCAGCCAGGAGGACACGCUCAGGACCAUCAACGAAAAUCUGGAGCGGGUGGGCGAGCGUGUGGCCGAAAUUCACGCGCGCCACCCGGACGUCAUCCAGCACGCGUCGCCCGCUGAGGUCGCCCAGAUUGAAGAUUCGCUCACGCAACUCAACGCCGAAUGGGACCGCCUCAACCGCAUGUACAACCAGCGUAAAGGGAGCUUUGACCGCGCCAUCGAGGAGUGGAGGCACUUCCACUGCGACAUGAAUGACCUGAGCCAGUGGUUGACCGACACGGAGAGGCUGCUGUCCGACAGCGUUGGUCCCGAGGGACAGUUGGACCUGGACUCAGCACGGCGCCACCAAGAGGAAUUAGAGGAAGGACUUGCCAGCCACCAGGCCAUCCUGGCCGGUCUCACCCGCACAGGAGAGCGCAUCAUCAGCCAGGUUUCCUCCCCUGACGGCGCUCUGCUGGAAGAGAAGCUCCACGUCCUGAGGCAGCGAUGGAGGGCUGCGAAGCGCCAGGUCGCGGACCGACAGUGCAGGCUGGCUGCAGGCGAUGCUGCCCUGGGGGACCUGAUGAGGCGAAGCGAGGAUUUGGCUUCAUGGUUGCAGCAGGCCGAGAACGUUUUUGUCACUCUUCCCAUCUCCUCCACCGACCAGAACCUCAAAGAACUCAAAGCCUUAGCCAUGGAGAUGGAUGUGCAGAAUGAACACCUGGUCUGGCUCAACAAACAUGCCCCGCAGAUCCUAGCCAGUCCCGCCGUAAACCCGCAGACCAGAGACCACCACGUGGGCAACCUCAGAGCCAUCAACCUCAACUGGAGCAAGGUAACCCACGAGUUGUUAGACAAGGUGGGGCAGGUGGAGGCCAACCUGAAGAGUCACGCCCACUUCCGCGACAAAAUGACCCGGCUCACCGACUGGGUAGUCAUCACUCACCAGACCAUCACAAAUCGAGGCCUCAGUCCCGGCCAAGCGCAGGCUUUGGAGGUCUCCAUGAAAGACAGAAAGAAGGACUUGGAGGACCUUCUGGCCCACUCUAUAGAGCUUCAGAGACGCCAGCAGCUUUCUCCUCAUGAAAAGAGCAAGGUGGAGCAGCUGGCGGCCGAUUGGAAAGUUCUGGAUGGUCGACUGAGGGAGUCUCUGCAGGCACACGUCUCCCCGUGGACGCUGCACCACACUCGGGUUGUAGAGCACCAGCAACUUGUCACAGUGUCUUCAGUGCCCUCAGCUGUCCAGAUGGCCAGCCUGGCGAGCGAGGACCCCUAUCACCAGACCCCACACACGCCCGACUUGGUGGCGCCCACCGACCUCAAUGAAACAGCCACCGAGCUGGCGGACUGGCUGGUCCUCAUCACACAAAUGCUCAAGUCCAACAUCGUCACGGUGGGUGACACCGAAGAGAUCAGGACCACCAUGGCGCGCCUUCAGGUGACCAAAAGUGACCUGGAGCAUCGUCACCCUCAGCUGGAGGAUAUUUUCACCCUUGCACAGAACAUCAAAAACAAGACGUCCAACCUGGAUGUGCGCACGUCCAUCACGGAGAAACUGGAGAGAGUGCGCAACCAGUGGGACAACACGCAGCACGGCGUGGUGGCGCGACUCCAGCAGCUGGACAACAUGAUUGGCCACAGUGACCAGUGGGAGAGUCAGCGGCGGGAAGUCCAGGCUCUGAUCGGGCACAAGGAAGGAUGGUUCCACAACAUGCUGCAGCAGUCCCGGGAGUCCAGAGACCCUCUGACCAUUCAGCUGGCUGACAGCAAGGCUUUUUUGCUCGAGUUGAGUCGAGGCCAAGCUGCGGUGGCGGCCUUCAACGAGCUGUCCGGUCAUCUUUUGCGCGAGUACUCCGCCGACGACACCCGGCGGGUGAAAGAAGUCACUGAUGCGCAUAACGCCGCCUGGAACAACCUCAACAACAGGGCCAAUGACCGCCACGGGCAGCUGGACGACGAACUGAAAGGCCUGCAGGUGUCCCUCAGGGAGCUGGAAGCCUUCCUCAAGUGGCUCCAGGAGGCCGAGACCACCGUCAACGUGCUGGCCGACGCCUCCCAGAGGGAGGACUUGUCACAGGACUCCGUCCGCGUCAAAGAGCUCAGACGACAGCUGGAGGACAUCCAGGCUGAGAUCGACGCCCACAAUGACAUCUACAAGAGCGUGGAUGGCAACAAGUCCAAAAUGGUCAAGGCUCUGGGAAGCUCCGAGGAGGCCGUGUUCCUUCAACACAGGCUGGAUGACAUGAACCAACGCUGGAGCGACCUCAAGGCCAAAUCGGCCAACAUUCGAGCCCACCUGGAAGCCAGUGCCGAGCGCUGGUCUCGUCUGCUGAGCCUCCUGGAGGAGCUCUGGAGGUGGAUCUGCAUGCAGGACGAGGAGCUCGCCAAGCAGAUGCCUGUCGGUGGAGACGUGCCCACCCUGCUGCAGCAGCACAACCACUGCACGAUGCUGCAGUCGGAACUGAAAGAACGCGAGCAGCUGGUGAUCAGCACAUUGGAGCAAGCUCGCAUGUUUCUGGCAGAGCAGCCCAUUGAAGGUCCAGGAGAACCACGCAAGAACCUGCAGCCCAAGACAGACCUCAGCCCGGAGCAAAAGGCCCGUGGCCUGGCUCGGGCCAUUCGCAAGCAGACGGGCGAGGUGAGGGAACGCUGGGAGCGUCUGAGGGGCCACGCGGGAGGCUGGCAGAAUCAGGUGGAGCAAGCCCUGGAGCGAUUGCAGGAGCUCCAGAGCUCCAUGGACCAACUGGAUCUGCGGCUGACUCGGGCCGAGGACGCCAAGUCCGGUUGGCAGCCUGUGGGUGACCUGCUCAUCGACUCCCUGCAGGACCACAUCGACCAGACUCUGGUGUUCCGGGAAGAAAUCAGCCCACUGCGUCAGGAUGUCCAGAUAGUAAAUGAGCUUUCUGCAGAGCUGACUCCGCUGGACAUCCAGCUGUCCUCCACUGCCUCCAGGCAGCUGGACCAGCUCAACAUGAGGUGGAAGCUACUACAGGUGGCAGUGGAGGACAGACUGAAGCUCCUCCAGGAAGCCCACCGAGACUUUGGCCCCUCCUCUCAGCAUUUCUUAUCCACUUCUGUGCAGCUCCCCUGGCAGCGGGCGGUGUCUCAAAAUAAAGUUCCAUAUUAUAUCAACCAUCAGACACAAACAACCUGCUGGGACCAUCCCAAGAUGACGGAGCUCUACCAGUCGCUAGCGGACUUGAACAACGUGAGAUUCUCGGCGUACCGCACCGCCAUGAAGAUUCGCCGUCUGCAGAAAGCUCUGUGCUUGGACCUUCUGGACCUGAACGUGGCCCAGAACACUUUUGCGCAGCACAAGUUGACCAACAACAACCAGUUGAUGUCCGUCCCGGACGUCAUCAACUGCCUGACGACCAUCUACGACGGCCUGGAGCAGGAGCACAAAGACCUGGUCAACGUGCCCCUCUGCGUCGACAUGUGUCUCAACUGGCUGCUCAAUGUCUACGACACUGGUCGAAGCGGGAAGAUCCGUGUCAUGUCAAUGAAGAUCGGCUUGCUGUCUCUCUGCAAGGGCCACCUCGAGGAGAAAUACAAAUAUCUCUUCAGUCAGGCGGCGUCGGCGGGUGCGCAGCUGCUUCCAGCACGCGACCAAUAAGGUGGAACUGGAGCCCAGGCAGUUUGUGGACUGGAUGCGUCUGGAGCCUCAGUCCAUGGUGUGGCUCCCCGUCCUGCACCGAGUGGCUGCCGCCGAGACAGC